Messenger RNA from Bactrocera dorsalis (oriental fruit fly), 2330 nucleotides. RefSeq names its product trans-1,2-dihydrobenzene-1,2-diol dehydrogenase. NCBI's taxonomy places the organism in Eukaryota, Metazoa, Arthropoda, Insecta, Diptera, Tephritidae. Gene Ontology annotation, molecular function: nucleotide binding. The record is from RefSeq and is a predicted model, not a curated record. Bases 189 to 1187 code for a protein of 332 amino acids. The transcript has 3 exons.
UUGAAGUGCUAAUGCAUACAUUAAUGCAGUACUCAAGAUUAUUUGCAUUGAUAACGGCACCACCGACCGUUGCAUCACAUUAGCCCAACGCCUCUAAUUUGCAGCGUGUAAAAUGGUGUUGUUUAGUUUUUCAAAGGCCGUCUAACGUAUAACUGCGAAAGAUAUAACAAAAAAUACAUACAAACAUUAUGCCAGUGCUUAAGUGGGGCAUCGCCGCAGCGACUCGCAUAACGCACGACUUCGUCAACGCCUUGUCCACCAUCGAGGACAGCCAGCAUACCGUGUUGGCUGUGGCUGAUGUGGAAAUGGCACGUGCGCGUGAGUUCGCCACACGUCACGAAAUACCAAAGUGCUAUGAUGGCUUCGACGCUUUGUCACUGGACACGGACGUCGAUGUGGUCUUUGUGGGCACAUUGAAUGCCUAUCGCUAUCGUGUGGUGCGCCUAAUGUUGGAGCGCGCCAAGCAUGUGUUGUGUGAGAAACCGUUAUGUUUGAGUGUGCCACAAGCCGAAGAGCUCUAUCGUGUGGCAAAGGAGCGCAAUGUGUUCCUGAUGGAAGGCAUGUGGUCGCGCUGUUUUCCCAGCUAUGCACGCCUCCAUGAACUGCUGCAGUCCGAUUGUAUUGGCGAGAUAACACACAUACAAGUGCAGCACGGCUGUCAAGCGUAUGUGGAGCGCUCACUGGGCAGUUCCAUCACGCUAGAACUUGGCUUGUAUGCGCUGCAAUUGGGACAGCUCAUCUACGGCUGUCCGCCGCUGCAUGUUAAGUGCAAUGCUCAGCUAAAUAAUGUCGGUGUCGAUGUGGAAUGUGAAUUCAUUUUGGAUUAUGGUCAAAAUCGCAAACUGGCUGCUUGCAUUUCCGGUUUGGAGAACUUGGAAAACUGUGCCAAGUUGUUGGGCAGCAAGGGUGAAAUCAAGCUCAACAACUACUGGUGCUUAACAUCGUUAGCGAAACCCAAUAAUGUCAACGAAAAUUGGCCAUUGCCCAGCGCAAAAUAUGAAUUCAACCACACAAACGCCUGUGGCCUGCGCUACGAGGCCGAAGAAGUGCGCAGAUGCAUAGAGAAACGCCUACUCGAGUGUCCUUUAUAUACGCAUGCGCAAAGUCUCGAGUUGCUACAAAUCGCCGAGGAGAUGCGCAGACAAAUCGGUGUCAAGUAUGAUGAUAUUGUUUGUUUGAGUUUGUAAGUGAAAGUGCUUUGAAAUUAGUUUUUGAGAUUUUUUGCUCACAAUUCUCGCCGAUAAUUGAUUUUAGUUCUGUGUUAGCUUUUCGUGAAUCUCAUUACAUAAAUAUAUAAGUAGAUGUUGUUGUAGUAAAUAUAUACACACUGAGUAGCUAGAUAAAGUGCUUUGUUUGCUCUUGUUGCUCUUGAAAUUGUUGUUGUACCUAUUAACGUUUACCGUUAUACGUACACGCUUUUUGUAGUAACUUCGAUUAUUUAACGCUAAUAUUUAGUAACUUUUAAGAUUUUGUAUGCUUUUUAUUUUAUUAUUAUUUAAGUUUUUGUUUAAUUUUGAUUCUCCAAAGACUUAGUUUAACUACGUAAAUGACUAAUUGUUAUCGGUAAUCGUUUGCUACAUAAUCCUAGUUAGUUUUUAAUUAUAUAUUUACACAGCUUAUAGUGUAUGUAUUUAUGUAUUUUUGUAGUUGCGUUGAUUUGAAAUUAUUUUUUGUAAAAAGUAGCCAAUUUCGUAAAGUAAAAACAAAUUUUUUAAAGUGUAUUUUAUUUGCUUUUAUUGGUAAUUGUUUCCCACUUCUUUUGGGAUUUACCUUUAUGUGUGUUGGUGUGUAUAUACAAAUUGCUGUUUGUCUGUGUGCCUAUAUGAAUCAUUUUCAAGUUCACAGGUGUGUCCUUACGGUAUUUUUUCGCUUUAAAUACAGCUUGCUUAGCACAAUUUAAAGACUUUAGUAUUUACUUUAGCAUGUGUGUGUGGGGUUUUUAAAGAUUUAAAUAAAAAAAUAUUGAUUUAUACAAAUAAUUGUUGAGCAAAUAAUAAUUUGAAUUAAUUUUUUUUUUUAAUUUAAUUUGUAGGGUAGAAGAUAAUAUACAUAUAUACAUAUAAAUGCAUAUAAUAACAGUAAAAACACCAAAAUAAAAUAAUUUCACAUUCAAUCAACAGUCUGCAAAGUUUAAUGAUAAUAUAAAUAUGUAUGUUAGAGUGCUUCAAAAAAAUUUUUAAUUUUUUUUUUCAACUCUUACCCCCUCAAAUGUUAGUGAUUGACAAACAAAAAAUCCUCCCUCAAGCCAGGAGCUGUAGCUUAACUCUAAGGGGUCGCUAUUUUUUUAUUUAAAUUUAUGUUUUCUUUUAUAAUUUGUUUAUAUCCGAUUU